GAGAGCAAGUACUGGGUAUCAAGAUGGCGUAUUCCAGCUUUGAUCAGAGUUAUGUCAACAUUUCCGACUUGCACCCUAAUCUUUCCCGCCCUAGCAUAAUAGGGAUUGUAAUUGGCAAAACAGAUGUCAAAGGAUUUCCAGACAGAAAAAAUUUUGGAUCUGAAAGGUACACAUUCAGUUUCACCAUAAGGGAUUCACCAGACUACUUUAUAAAUGCAUCUUCCUGGGGACGAGGGGAAUACAUAAAAUCUCUUGCUGAAAGUUUCAGAAUUGGCGAUUGUGUUAUAAUUGAAAAUCCUCUUGUGCAAACAAAAGACGUAGAAAGAGAAGAAAAAUUUAAUCCUUCGACACCAAGUUACUACAGGUUACUUAUAAGUGAAGUUCAUUCCUUGGUGAAGAUUUGUUCCAAACAUGAAGUGGAUAGCAAUCUUCUGUCCUUAUUGCACAUACCUACGAAGGAUCCACAAGAUUAUUAUUCUUUGGGUGACAUUGUUGCCAAUGGUCAGGGUCUAAAUGGGAAAAUUAUUAAUAUUCUUGCAGCAGUUAGAGCGGUUGGAGAAAUAAAGAAUUUUAUUACAUCUGAUAAAAGAAGAGGUCAGAGAUGUGAAGUGAAGCUGUUUGACGAGUUUGUGGUUUCAUUUGCAAUGAUAUGCUGGGAUAUUGAAUCCAUCCAAAUGGCUCAGUCUUGGAUCCCACGAGAAACUGUCAUAUUUGCAGCCGACAUAAGAAUAAAUUAUGACACCUUCCGAAAUGCUAUGGUUGCAACAGUUGUGUCAAAAACUAUUUUCACGACAAAUCCCUAUACACCAGAAGGAAAUGCACUAUUAUGCUAUGCAAGAGACUGCACAGAAAUGGGAAUUUUUAAUGAAGAAAAUGAAGACUUCUCAAAAGAUUCAGUAAACUUGGAGUCAAUACAGGAUGUAUACACAGUUCAGCAGAUUAAAGAAAGAGCUUCUCUGGGCUUCGAAAAAAACGACACUCUGUAUGGGAUAGUUUUUGCUUAUAUAUCCACAUUGAAUAUUGAUUCUGAUUCUGACAAGCUAAUUCGUAGUAGAUGCUCAAGAUGCCGUUACCUUAUGACUGAUACAUUAGUGGGGUGCACGUAUGCUUUCUGCAAUGAAAGGUCUUCUGACUUAAAAACUGUGAUUCGAAGCUUGAAUUUAAAAGUGGACAUAACUGAUCAUACUGGAACCUUGUCUUGUAACCUGUCUGAUAGUGCUGCUGAGGAAACACUCUCGUGCACGGUAGAUAGGUUUCUCAAUUUAACUGAAGACCAGAAGACAUCUUUAAAAUGGAAUUUUCUUUUGGAGCGCUGCAAAAUCCAUUUAAAGAUAUGCAUGUCAACAUAUUCCAGAAGUGGAAUGAGAGUUACUGUGCUCUCCUGUAGAAUAGCAGACCCUAUUGAAGCCUGUAAAAAAUUGUGCAGAUGA
Messenger RNA from Pelobates fuscus (common spadefoot toad), 1430 nucleotides. It is a transcript of the gene MEIOB, whose product is annotated as meiosis specific with OB-fold. NCBI's taxonomy places the organism in Eukaryota, Metazoa, Chordata, Amphibia, Anura, Pelobatidae. The coding region runs from base 24 to 1430 and encodes 468 amino acids. Gene Ontology annotation, biological process: resolution of meiotic recombination intermediates. The transcript has 14 exons. The record is from RefSeq and is a predicted model, not a curated record. Gene Ontology annotation, molecular function: single-stranded DNA binding; single-stranded DNA 3'-5' DNA exonuclease activity.